UGGGAGCUUAAGUUUCAGCAACCUUAAGCUUUGAACUAUUUUCUCUCUUUCCCACUUCCCCUUCUCAAAGUCCAACCUCCCACUACCAUUGGAUCAAAUGCAGUCUGAAUUCGAUCCGAUGGUCUUUUAAGCUUUAAGUGAAAUCGACAGGUAACCAAGGGACUUCUCCAACUUAAACAUUUUCUUUGUCCCGUGUUACUUACUGUCUUCACUAGAGAACUUUGCACGUAUUAAGCAAACAUUGUCAAUCAGGAUUCAACAUGGACAAGGUGAUGAGAUUGGCCUCAGAGAAAGGGGUAGUGCUAUUCAGCAAGAGCUCAUGUUGCCUGUGUUAUGCAGUCAAAAUUCUAUUCCAAGAGCUUGGGGUAAGCCCAGUGGUUCAUGAGAUCGACCAAGACCCUGAAGGCAGGGAUAUGGAGAAAGCUCUCACGAGGUUGGGGUGUAACGCGCCUGUUCCAGCUGUCUUCAUUGGAGGAAAGCUGGUGGGCUCCACCAAUGAAGUCAUGUCCCUCCAUCUAAGUGGAGGGCUGAUACCUUUGCUCAAGCCCUAUCAGUUGUGUUAAAUUAAGUAUUUCAAUAUCACACCGAAAGAAUAAAAUUGGCUCGAAUGAAUCAGUAGUCUCUAGUGAGCUGUGUAUUGUGUAGUCUGUGUAGCUUUCUAUAUGUCUCAUGUGCUCUCUGUAGCUUUGAAUUAGCUCUAGCAUGUAAUCUAUUUCUAUUUCUUAUGAAGUUAACUUUAUAUACUUUCUGCU
Molecule: messenger RNA, 752 nt
Organism: Theobroma cacao (cacao)
Lineage: Eukaryota; Viridiplantae; Streptophyta; Magnoliopsida; Malvales; Malvaceae
Product: Thioredoxin superfamily protein
Source: RefSeq, a predicted model, not a curated record